Messenger RNA from Oreochromis niloticus (Nile tilapia), 2390 nucleotides. Its product is annotated as homeobox protein Hox-A3. The transcript has 3 exons. Gene Ontology annotation, molecular function: DNA-binding transcription factor activity, RNA polymerase II-specific; RNA polymerase II cis-regulatory region sequence-specific DNA binding. Lineage: Eukaryota; Metazoa; Chordata; Actinopteri; Cichliformes; Cichlidae. Gene Ontology annotation, biological process: anterior/posterior pattern specification; embryonic skeletal system morphogenesis; regulation of transcription by RNA polymerase II. The record is from RefSeq and is a predicted model, not a curated record. Gene Ontology annotation, cellular component: nucleus. Bases 1260 to 1817 code for a protein of 185 amino acids.
AUGUUUGGCACUGUGGCUGUAAACAGGCGCGUAAGAGCCUUAAACUGAGCAUCUCAUGUUUGGGUUCACGCCUUCGUGCAGAAAGAGGAAUUUAACCCCUCCAAAAGAUGCCCAUAGUGUUUGAGUGUUGCCUCCUGGAGCCACCGUCAGUGGACUCGAUGCUAUACUGUGAUGCCUGAUUAAUGCAAAUACGUUGAAUUGUCCUAUAGAAAAAAAAUCUUUAACGAUUGCGUCCUUUGUCUUUGUGUGGCAAUGACUGUCAUGUCUUUGUUUGACCACUCCCAGUGAAUCCCAUUAAGCCAAAGCUACACUGUUAUAAACACACGCUGUGUCUUAAAAGAAAGCCCGCCGAUUUAUAAUAGGUAUUUAAAUUAGUUUCAGACUAAGUUAUCCAAAAUAAGCGUAAUGAUUUCGUUUUACAGACUUAAAACAGAUUUACUCCAGUUAGUGCCCCUAGUAGAAUGAAACUACGCGGAUAAGCACCAUUAUUUAUAAUAGCGUUUGACUGGGGAAACAAACAAACAAACAAACAAGCAAACAAGGAGCGCAAUUUCUUUUUAAUAAUUUUACACCUACAAAAGCUUCCGCAGAAUAAUGAGCUGUGAUCCAUAACCAGUUAUUAACCAUCUCUUAUUCCACCUCACAGACGCGUAUUGUGGCGCAGAGAAAAAAAUCCUCGCAUCGCAUUUGUUUAAACCUACCACCAAAAAGUUCAGGAUGUGUGGCUGCGAGCGGCGGUUCCUUCAAAAAUAAAACGAGAAAAUGAGUCCUGUCAAAAGAGUUACAAUAUUACAAGAAAUUUGCGGCCAGUUUCUAAUGAAAUCCUCCUCACCGCACGUGUAAGCUUUGUCUGUCUCCCCCCCUUUCUCCUAAUGUUUUUCUCUCCGCUUAAACACAUCUCCCUCUUUCUCUUACACUGAUUACACAGUCGUUUGGCGUCUUUUCAUAUUCCAUUAUAUGUUUUUUUAUAUCCUAGGUAAAGAAAUGCAGGCUGCUCAUAGAAAUGUCUGAAGAAAUAUGGCAGAAGCUUCCUCUGGGUUCCAAGUUGCCGGCGGAUUACUUUCCAACUCCAGAGCUCCGUCAUUGGAGGACUGCCACACGUGACCACGGCACCCUUCUGUUCCAGGUUGAACCCAGAUGAACAAUCUGAGUGCCCACUGGAGCCCGUGGUUCACUGCCAUGGCAAGGGCAAGCUGGACAUCAAGAGCAGGAGCUGCAGUCUACUCACCAUCUGCCGCUCAGAAGUAAUUUUUCCCUGGAUGAAUCCACGGACCACUGGCUCUGAACAAUCUGUCAGGAGUGGCAUGGCAGCUGGUCUAUCAGGUAGAGGAAGGCAAAGUGUGAAGAGGGAGAGGACAGCCUUUACCAACAACCAGCUGCUGGAGCUGGAGAAGGAGUUCCACUUCAGCCCUUACCUGUGUCGUCCUAGGAGGCUGGAGAUGGCCGCUGGGCUCCAGCUCACUGAUCGUCAAGUUAAGAUCUGGUUUCAAAACCGCAGGAUGAGGUACAAGAAGGAGCAGAAGUAUGGAAAGAUGACAAGUUUAUCUCAGUGGUCCACCUGCAACCUGUCUUCCAGCUCAGCCUUUGCAGAUCACCUGAAUUUUCCAGAUGCAAACAUUGUUAGAACUUCCUCCUCCUCCUCAGACUUGCACGCCCCUCUCUUUGGCUCUUUCAGUAACAGCAAUAAUGGUCAGUAUAUUCACCCCUCAGACCUGGCCCAUUUGAACUGCAUACUUCCAUCUGUUGCAAAUGGUCCAUCGGCCUCCUUUACAAGCAUAGAUAGUCAUCACCGUGCUGGCAUUUCAAAGUGGCCCUAGGGCCCCAUAAUGGCCAACUCCUCCUGUGCUCAUCAAAAUCUCAAUAUGAUACAUCUACUUUCACUUACUUAUGAAAGACUGGAGGAUGAGUCUGAUCAGCAGGGUUGAAGUUCCCUCAACACACCCUUUCAGCAUUCAUGGAACAUUUUAAUUAAACCAUAUGAACACAUCUUAAUUAAAGGAAACCUACAGCGAUAUCUUUUGUGUUUCUCAAACACAGUGACUCAAGACUGCAGGGCCUCAAACUUGCUGUGCUUUUUGUACAUACACACAGCAUGCACAAGACAUUUAAAGAAGUAAUAAUUACAUGUUUUUGUUCUGUAAUCUUACGGGUGUAUUGUCGCAUGGUUAAUGCAUGCAUGAUGUAGACUUUGAGUGAGUCUUCCAUUGCCUUCCUGUUGUCAGACAAUUGCUAAGUGGUUGUCAUUUUCUAAGUGUUACAUUAGGAUUUUUUUUGCAUUUAAAUAACAGGUUGUGUGAAAUAUUAGUAAGUGUUAAAUGGGCAAAUUAAUGUUCAUUUUGACUGAUGUUAUAUUUUUGUUAAAACUAUUAAAUGAUACGGCAAGUCUUUGA